AUGACUACGACGCUGCCGCCGCUCGCUAAUCUAUGCCGGCAAUGUAGCGUUCUAGAGCUCGACGACUCCGACGUCCCGGGUGCGUAUGCCGCUCGCUCCGACACGGGGGAAGUCUGCCUCGCAGCGCCGGAACAGCACCCGGACCAGUUCAGUCUGAAGCUUGAUUAUUUCGUCCUGGACUCGCUGCCCGGCCUGCCGUGCCUCGCCCAGUCCGCCUGCGGCGGCUGCGACUUCUGCGCGAUAGUGAAAAGCGCUAUUGAGAGACACGCGCGGGGCUCCUUCGACCAAGUGUUGGUGUACCUCUUCUUCCAAUGGUACAGGCCCUGCGAGGACGAACCGCCGGUGAGGCUUCGGUCGCUGAUUGCUGAGUUGUUGUGGAUCGGGUAUGAUGAAGACGGUAACCACUUGAGCUUGUCGACGUGGCUGCGUUUUGAUAUCGACGCUCCUCCUGGCGGCUGUGCCCAAUGGCUAGGAAUUCAACCGCCUCCUCGGGAUGAUGCAUUAUGCGCGGAGAAUCUUCAAACCAUUUCCAAGGGAAUUGAGCGUAGUAACCAUAUACGAAUAUCUCUGAAUGGAGCUACGUACCCAACCCGUCUGAUUGAUGUGGGGGCUAAGGGAAGCAACUUCUGCCGACUUGUAGAGACGAAAGCCGAUCCCGCAUUUGCGCAGUCUUCUGAUAUUCAAUAUGCAACUUUAAGUUAUUGCUGGGGACCACCGGAAGACUCUUCUCGGCAGUUCAAGACGGAGACGAGCUCGUUUCAAAAGAGAACAGUCGGAUUUGGCAUCGAUCAGGCUUCCCCAAUCCUCCGGGAUGCUGUUCGGGUUGCGCAAACUUUAGGAAUACGGUAUCUCUGGGUGGAUGCGGUGUGCAUUAUCCAAGACGAUAAACAGGAUUGGUAUAAGGAAUCCUCGCAGAUUUCUCUGAUAUUCCAGAAUUCCGCUCUGACUAUCUGUAGUCCGGCUUCUACGUCUUGUCAGGAGGGAUUCCUUAACAGGAAUUGGACUACGACGAGAAUAAGAUUCCAGUCUAGGAUCAACAGGGCGGUAUCCGGGUCUUACACUCUCCGCCUCGUCGGCGAGGUGAAAGAUUACUUUCACGCCACUUCUGAUGGACUAUCUCUCGCGCUAACGCAUAGCUCUUGGGCUACAAGAGGGUGGAUACUUCAGGAAUACGAGUUAUCACAGCGGGCGCUCGUGUUUACCAAGACGAAUUUACAUGUUAUCACUGAGCAUGGCGUCCAGUCCGAAGCAGACGAGACAAUAGAUAUAUCGGAGCGUACUCGCGGGGCUAGUUUUCUUCCUGGUAGUCGUAACGAGUUGAACAAGUAUCUGAACUUCUUGUCCCUGGUCGAGGACUACUCGGCAAUGAAGCUCACUCAUCGUUCUGACAAAUUUCCUGCGAUAUCUGGACUUGCUAGUCGACUAUAUAACGGCGGGGGUUACUACGCAGGGCACAUACUCCCGCACAUCGACUUGCUUUGGACGUCUGUGCUUUGUCAACCAGUCGAUCGCAUCACAAGAGAAGCGCUAGUCGAAACUCUGAAGUCUCAGGACCCCUACGUCGCACCCUCGUGGAGCUGGGCUAGCCGGAAUCAUGCAGUUACAUUUGGCGACGGGCGGCUCAGAUUGGUUUCUCAGGAGUUAGACUUUCCAAAGAUCCGGGCGGAAUGUCACGUCGUCGAGGCAAAGACGUCGAUUACAGGCGUAGAUCUAUUCAGUGGCAUACAAGACGGAGAACUCACUCUCCACAGUGUCGUCGUACCUCUCAUAACCCAAACCGAGCUACAAGGAACCGAAAAUGGAAUGUUUGUGCAAUUGCUCGCAGGUGUUGAUGGUAACAGCAAAGUAUGCCGGCUUAUCGAGGCCGGCCAGUAUAUAGCCGAUCUCAGCUUCGACUGGAACGAGAUGGACGCCGGAGAGACAUUUGAUGACCUAUCGUUAGUCUUGAUUGGAAGUCGCGAUACCAAGGGCCUCUCCUGGGAGCCGAUUAAGCUUAUAUAUGAACAUGAAUUGCUCGAUGAGGCGGAGGAGAAGUUGGUUGAAGAGAGGGAUACUAGCAUGUCAAAUUUUAUUGUUAGGGGGCGUCCCGAUGCCGCGAGUCUGCGCGGAAAGCGAGUUUUUUAUAGGGUUCAUCACUGUCGCGGGUGUGAUGGUGAUGAUAAUGAAAACGACGAAGAUCACAUGACAGAAGAUCGACUAAUCUGCGAUCCGUGUCAAAACCACAAGAUAGGUAUUACGCAUGGUAAGGUUGUUGAUGCGGAAAGGGAAUAUCAGCGACACGUAUCAGAGGUUUAUGAAGGACAGAGGCGAUUGUCACGACAUAGCGAUAGCGAUAGCGAUGAUGAUGAUGGUGAUGAUGACAAUAGGUAUGCUUAUGGCAUUAUCGUUCAACCCGUUCCUAGUUCGGGGAAAUAUUUUCGGGUUGGCGUAUUUCUAUCCGUGCCUCGGGAACGCGGUGGUUUGAAAUACUUUCGGGAUAAGCCGAAGCGAAAUGUUGAGAUCGUCUAA
Molecule: messenger RNA, 2508 nt
Organism: Daldinia caldariorum
Lineage: Eukaryota; Fungi; Ascomycota; Sordariomycetes; Xylariales; Hypoxylaceae
Product: HET-domain-containing protein
Exons: 3
Coding region: 1-2508 (835 amino acids)
Source: RefSeq, a predicted model, not a curated record